This is a messenger RNA of Gadus macrocephalus (Pacific cod), 1637 nucleotides long. Its product is annotated as tetraspanin-8-like. Bases 244 to 933 code for a protein of 229 amino acids. The record is from RefSeq and is a predicted model, not a curated record. Gene Ontology annotation, cellular component: membrane. Lineage: Eukaryota; Metazoa; Chordata; Actinopteri; Gadiformes; Gadidae. The transcript is spliced from 9 exons.
CAGUCUACUUCUCCAGCUGCUGUCAGUAAGCGUGAUAUCACACACGACACACCAGUGAUCUAACUGGUCGAGCAGGUCGAAGUCCCGCCCCCCGGCACACCUUGCUGCCCGCCGAGUCCUCAGCUCAGUCGGAGUGGAGACGGAAGAGAGAGAGCAGAACCAGGAGAAGAAUAAGGAUCAGAACCAGGACUAGAACCUGAACCAGAGAGCUGAACCAGAACCUGAACCAGCUGGACCGCGGCCAUGGCUGUAAAUAAGACCAUCAAGUACCUGCUCUUCUUCUUCAACUUCCUGUUCUGGGUGAGCGGCUGCAUCAUCCUGGGAGUCUCCAUCUACCUGAAGGUCAGCAAGGAUGGAAACGUGGUCACGGGCGAGGUGCUGCCCGGGGUGGACCUGAUGAUCGCCAUCGGGGUCAUCAUCAUGCUGCUGGGCUUCCUGGGCUGCUGCGGGGCCAUCAGGGAGAACCGCUGCCUGCUGCUGCUGUUCUUCAUCAGUCUGCUCCUCAUCUUCAUCCUGCUGCUGGCCGCGGGCAUCUUGGCCGCCGUGGACAAGGAUAAGGUUAAUGACUGGACUAAGGAGCGUCUCAACGACCUCGUUCCUCUCCAAGAUAAAACCGCUGAGAUCAAGACGGACGUCCAGAAACUAGAGGCAGAGUUGAAGUGCUGUGGUCUGGCGAGGGGACCAGCGGACUGGGGCGGUGCGAUCCCCUCCUCAUGUCACUGUAACGACACCAGCCAGCCCUGCGAGAGCAUCGCCGGCCAGAUGGUCUACACAACCCCGUGCUCAACCCUUAUCAUCCGGGUCCUGGAGGACAACAUGGUGGUGGUGUUGGGGAUCGCCUUCGCCAUCGCCAUCCUGCUGAUCUUCGGCAUGGCGUUUGCGAUGACUCUCUACUGCCAGAUCGGUAAGAAGGAGGGGCCAACGACGGCCUAGACCACCGAGACUCCGCCCCUCGCCACAGCACAGUCAAUGAUGGUCACGUGACAUCAUUGAACUCUCGCACUGGUCACUGGGCAGCGUGUUAUUAGCUUGAUGUAUGUUAGCUUCAUGUUUAGCUUCUUGUAUGUUUAGCUUCAUGCAUGUUAGCUUGAUGUAUGUUAGCUUGAUUUAUGUUAGCUUGAUGUAUGUUAGCCUCAUGUAUGUUAGCUUCAUGUAUGUUACCUUGUAUGUUUCCUGUUUAUUACUCACGUUAUGUGCAUGAGCGCCAUGUGCUAUCAUGCUACUGCGCAGAACCAAGCCCCCUCGGGUUCCCAUAAGCUGUGCUUAGCAUUGUGUGCGCUAUGUGUUUUGUCUCCACCAGGGGGCAGUGUUCAUUAUUAUUCCCCUCUGUGUUUGUGUCAGCAUGUGUGCAAACAGUCUUGGACCGUAGUCUGUCAAUACGUUUAGUUUAAGUUCUCUCAUCGUUUAAGGUAAAUCUACAGCCAAUAUGCAUCUAAAUUAUACCAACUGUCAGAUUCUCUCGCCUCACUGCCUCAUGGUGCUCUUUUAUCUUGGUUGGUGUUCUUUAGUUUUAUACAAGAUUGUGUUGUUGACCUCAGGGGUGACCAGUCCAGCUGGACUGGUUCUCCACUGUCUGUCCAGUUUGAAAGGUCCUCUUGGACGGUGUCUCUCUGAAUAUAAUAAAGUUGAUGAAAGCC